Aaosphaeria arxii CBS 175.79 is the source of this 1547-nucleotide messenger RNA. RefSeq names its product aryl-alcohol dehydrogenase. Lineage: Eukaryota; Fungi; Ascomycota; Dothideomycetes; Pleosporales. The record is from RefSeq and is a predicted model, not a curated record. The transcript has 2 exons. The coding region runs from base 104 to 1258 and encodes 384 amino acids.
GUCUUCUUCAAAUCAACAUCGAUUGUUUGUAUAAAAAUACCUUACAAUUUGCGCCGCAUUCCGAACAGUUGAAACACUGAGAAAAUCAGUCCACACCAUCACAAUGUCCACCACCUUCCAGCCCGCCCCAGAGCCACCAACUGAGCUCGGCCGCUACCGCGUCCUUUCUGAGACUGCCGGUGUGCGUGUCUCCCCUCUCUGCUUGGGCGGCAUGUCCAUUGGCUCUUCAUGGACUGGCCUUUUGGGUACCAUGGACAAAGAGCAAUCCUUCAAGCUUCUCGACGCCUUCUACGAGAGGGGCGGCAACUUCAUCGACACCGCCAACAACUAUCAGGAUGAAGAUUCCGAGAAGUACAUUGGCGAAUGGAUGAAAGAAAGAGGCAACCGUGAUUUGAUGUUCAUCGCAACCAAGUACACAACGCAAUACCGCUCCCACGAGCUCGGCAAAGGCAAGACCGUCAACUACUGCGGCAACCACAAGAAGUCGCUCCACCUUUCCGUGCGCGCCUCCCUUGCCAAGCUGCAAACAGACUACAUCGACCUCCUCUACGUGCACUGGUGGGACUGGACCACUUCGAUCAAAGAAGUAAUGGACUCCCUGCACAUCCUCGUCGAGCAAGGCAAGGUCCUCUAUCUCGGCAUCUCCGACACCCCCGCGUGGAUCGUCGCCGCCGCGAACACCUACGCCCUGGACCACGGCAAGACGCCGUUCUCGGUCUACCAGGGCCGCUGGAACGUGCUGCUGCGCGACUUUGAGCGCGACAUCAUCCCCAUGGCACGCCACUUCAACAUGGCGCUGUGUCCCUGGGACGUCCUGGGCGGUGGCAAGUUCCAGACGAGCAAGCAGCUCGAGGAGCGGAGGAAAGCCAACGAGGGCUUGCGUGCCUUCGCUGGUCCGGAGCAGACCGAGGACGAAGCUCGUGCCAGCGCCGUGUUGGAGGAGGUGGCCGGCGAAAUCGGCGCUGAUAGCAUCCAGGCGGUGGCACUGGCGUACGUGAUGCAGAAGGCGAGAUACGUUUUCCCCAUGAUCGGGGGAAGGAAGGUCGAGCAUCUCGACGAUAACAUUAAGGCGCUCAGCUUGCACCUGUCGGAGGAGCAGAUCCAGAAGCUGGACGGCAUCAAGGAGUUUGACGUCGGCUUCCCUGCCAACUUUGUUGGUGGCGAUCCUCAUGAAAAUGGUGGAAAGCAGAAUUUCCUUAUGGAGGCAACAGCUAAGCUGGCGUGGCACCAGCGUGGUAAACCAAUUGGUCGUGAGUAAAGAGGUGUUGAGGGGGUCGACUUUCCUAUACCAGCCACUGCAGAGAUCUGCCUUUUUCGAACUUUUCGGCGACACGUAGGUGCGCUCCACUUGCUGGCCUACCCAACGACCGUCGCGAUUCUCUGUGUUGAAUUCUCCGGCAGACUUGAAUAUACCACCUCCCAACGCCCUUCACGGACAAAGGCCCAUACCUUCAGAUUCCCACAUCGGUAUAAUCUCGCGUUCGAAGUCACGCAGUGCAGCGUUCCAAUGGCCUUGAUAGACACUGAACUGGGCCAGGCCGUGGUGC